GUAACAAUCAUAGAGAGAAAAGAUAAUAGCAGUGGAACCGACAGACGAAGCAAAGCUAGAGCUGAACCAGAUAACCAAAAAUUUCCACAUUUCCAGGCACGAGACUUAGAUAAUCACAGCUAGCCUGAUCGAUUCAAAUUCCAACUAUCUUUCACCAGGAAACUACUAGAAUUCUGCUACUGCAUCUGCUCCAACUAUGCAAAAGAGUCGAGACCUGUGCUAAUUUGGUGGAUCCUCUUCCACCCACUACCUGUCUUCUUCGUAUCUUUGGCUAAAAAAGUUAGCUGCGUUGACUUCCUUCUCUGGAAUAAUGGGCAAUUGCUGCUCCGUACAAUGUAGUUUCGAGAAUAUCCUUCUUCGUGGCUGGGAUUUCAUUGUUGGUCAUGCUAAUUAUGUCUGCAAGCUUAAACAAACUCUUCCAACUUUAUCUUCUGCUCUUCAAGAACUGAGGGCACAAAGAAAUGACGUGCGAAGGCAGGUUGAUCUUGCAGAACAACGACUAUUGAAGCCAUUUGAGCAAAUUCAGCUAUGGCUUUCAAAAGCAGAAACUAUGAUAACAGAGGCGGAGGAAUUGGUUUCGAAUGGUCCUCAACAAAUGAAUAACUUGUAUCUCGGUGGCUGCAUUUCCAAGAAUUGCUUGUCUAGCUACAAGUUUGGUAAAAAAGUGGCCAAAAUGCUUCAAGAAAUAAGUGAUCAUAAGAGUAAAGGAGCUUUUGAGAAAGUAGCGGAGAACCAGCCCGCAGCUUCAGUGGUAGUAAGACCUAUAGAGCAGCCGGUUGCUCUAGAAUCCACAAUCCAAAAGGUAUGGAGUUGCAUCGUAGAAACAGAUGUGGGGAUCAUUGGCCUCUAUGGCUUGGGGGGCGUUGGCAAGACAACACUCUUGACCAAGCUCAACAACAAGUUCAGCACCACACCGAAUGGUUUCGAUGUUGUUAUCUGGGCACUGGUGUCUAAAGAUUACAAUGUUGGAAAGAUUCAAGAGAGGAUUGGUGGAAAUCUUGGGUUUUCAGAUGACUCAUGGAAGAAUAAAAGUGUUGACCAGAAAGUUACAGAUAUCUAUGGGGUCUUGCGCAACAAGAGAUUUGUUGUAUUAUUGGAUGAUUUAUGGGACAGGGUGGAUUUGAACCAAGUUGGGAUACCAAAACCAAGCCAAGAAAAUGGUUCCAAACUUAUUUUUACUGCUCGAUCUUUGGAGGUAUGUGGCGAAAUGGGAGCUCAAAAGAAAAUCAAAGUGGAGUGCCUGGAACCGGGGAAGGCUUGGGAAUUGUUCCAAGACAAGGUUGGAGAUGAAGCUCUUAACAGCCAUCCAGAUAUUCCAAACCUAGCUAAACAAGUAACUGAAAGGUGCGGUGGGCUGCCUCUUGCACUAAUUACAAUCGGUCGUGCCAUGGCUUGCAAGACAACACUUGGGGAAUGGAAUUAUGCAAUUGAGAUGUUGAAGCGAUGUGCAUUGCCAAAAAUGGAAAAUGAGGUAUUUCCGCUUUUAAAAUUCAGUUAUGAUAAUUUGCCUAAUGCUACAAUGAAAUGUUGUCUCUUAUAUUGUUGUCUGUAUCCCGAAGAUUAUUGUAUUCCCAAAAAGAGAUUAGUGGAGUAUUGGUUUUGUGAAGGGCUACUGAAUGGAUUUGAUAGAAUUAGUGAAGCUCAAAUGCAAGGAGACCACAUAAUCUACUCUCUUAUUAGUGCUUGUUUAUUGGAAAAUGUUGGUGAAAUAGAUGGAGAAGAUUGUGUGAAGAUGCAUGAUGUGAUCCGUGACAUGGCUUUAUGGAUUACACGUGAGUUUGAAGCAACAGAGAAUAAUUUUUUUGGAAAAAUAGGGGCUCAAGUAUUUGAAGAACCAAAUGUUAAGGCAUGGGAAAAUAUAAAAAGAAUAUCAAUGAUGGAAAAUAAGAUUGAAGUUCUCAAAGAAACACCCAAAUGCCCUAACCUUCGAACCUUGUUUCUUAGCCAAAAUGAGUUGCAAGUGAUCAGCGAUGGUUUCUUCCAAUUUAUACCUCAUCUAACUGUUUUAGAUUUGUCAGGAAACCUUCGGUUACGAGCUCUACCCGUUGGAAUUUCACAAUUGGUUUGUCUAGAAUGUUUUAAUCUAUCUUAUACCGGUAUAGAAGAGUUGCCAGCAGAGUUGAAAUCGUUGACAAAACUAAAAAUGUUGGACUUGAGUUAUAUGCACAAUCUCAAAAAAAUCCCACAACAUGUGAUAUCUAAUUUUACCAAGUUGCAAAUAUUCAGAAUGUGGUUGGUGCAAAAUAGAGAUUAUCCUAAUGAAGACAAUGUUUUGUAUGGGGGUAAUGAAAAGUUAAUGGAGGAGUUGAGAGGUUUGCAACAUUUGAAUAUACUAUCGAUACCGAUAAAAAGCAUGUUUUGUCUAGAAAGAUUCUUGAACAUUAACUUGUUUCUAUGUUGGACCCAAGCACUUCAACUUUGUGAUUUUAGAGACUCAAAAAUAUAUAAUAUUUUAUGCUUAAAAAAUUUGGAGUGUCUACAGACACUAAGUUUCAGCAAUUGUGAAAAUAUGGAGGAGAUGAAAAUGGAAAAGCUGCUAAUUAAUGCUUCAUGCCAUCACACAUUGAGCACAGUUGAAAUUUAUGAGUGUGACAAAUUGAAAGAUAUGAGCUGGCUGAUUCUUGCUCCAAAUUUAAGAAAUCUUAAGAUAUAUUUGUGUGAUAAAAUGGAAGAAAUAUUGAAUGAGGGAAAGCUUGGUGAAGUUGCAGGUGUGAUUGGAAAUCCAUACGCUAAAUCAUUUUUUAAGCUUGAAACACCCUGCUUAUUUUGGCUACCGAAGUUGAAGAGCAUAUAUUGGGAUGUCCUACUCUUUCCAUGUCUAAAACUUAUUCGUAUAAAUGCCUGCCGAGAACUGAAGAAACUUCCUCUCCACUCAGAUAGUGCGAAAGGGAAUCAACUCAGCAUUGAGGGAAGCAAAGAUUGGUGGGCAACAGUAGAAUGGGAAAAUGAAGCCACUCGAGAUGCUUUUCUCCCUUCUUUCAAGUCUGUUCCUACAUGAAAUGUACAAAAUCCUGCUUCUCUUUCUAUUUUGGCAUCAAAUGUUCCAUUAGUUGUAAAGGAUAAUUAAAUGUAUUAACAGUUGAGUUGAUGAUUAUCAAAUAUUUUAUUUCAGUCUAACAA
Molecule: messenger RNA, 3120 nt
Organism: Gossypium raimondii (Peruvian cotton)
Lineage: Eukaryota; Viridiplantae; Streptophyta; Magnoliopsida; Malvales; Malvaceae
Product: disease resistance protein SUMM2
Exons: 2
Coding region: 311-2998 (895 amino acids)
Molecular function (GO): ADP binding; protein binding
Source: RefSeq, a predicted model, not a curated record